This is a messenger RNA of Macroventuria anomochaeta, 1649 nucleotides long. RefSeq names its product Metallo-hydrolase/oxidoreductase. The record is from RefSeq and is a predicted model, not a curated record. The transcript has a single exon. The coding region runs from base 403 to 1467 and encodes 354 amino acids. NCBI's taxonomy places the organism in Eukaryota, Fungi, Ascomycota, Dothideomycetes, Pleosporales, Didymellaceae.
CGAUGGCAGCACGCGCGGAGCCCGCACAGCCUGCACAGCCUCUUGAACCACUAUCUAACUAUAGCAACCGGAUGGAGUAUAACCAGAACACGGCUGCACCUACAGUCCUGCAUGUUGAAGUUAAAAGUAUUCAACCCGUCUCCCGUCUCAUCAUUAUUACCACGUCGUGCUGUCGUCAUUGAUCGCCAACAUGGCUCCAAACAUGCCUCUACUUGUGCAGCAGCUGCGCUUCUUGUUCUUCGUCUUCUGUCCAUAUCUCCCCCUGUACAACUGCUACUACUCCAAGCGCCCAGACGCACUUCAUCAGACCACUGGCACCUCAAGUCCAAGCCCAACAACUUGAUUUUGUAGAGCAAGACGCAGCGUCUCGCCUAUCUCAAACCUGCAGGAGCAGCAACAGCCAUGAAGCACCUCCAACUUACCCCCGGUGAGGGUGCCAAGCCUCUGAAAGACAGCACAACUGUCCCCGCCGCUCUGCCAGAAGCCAAAGAAACAAAACUGCACCCGGCAAACGCACCAGAUGCCUCGACGAACGCAUCCCUCUUCUUCGUCGGAACAGCAACCACAAUUCUAGAGUGGGAGGGCCUGCGCAUCCUUACUGACCCCAACUUCCUCCACGCGGGCGACCACGUCCAUCUCGGGCCCGGCGUCAGCGCAACGCGGAAAACCAACCCAGCCAUCGACAUUGAAGAGCUGCCGCAUAUUGACGCGAUCCUGCUUUCCCACUAUCAUGAGGACCACUUCGACAAGCUCGUCGAAGACAAACUAUCCCGCUCCAUCCCCAUCAUCACCACUCCGCACGCGCACAGCUGCCUUACCUCCAAAGGCGCCGACUCCUUCACCAACGUGCACGCGCUCGAUUUCUGGGACUCGCUGAUCGUCGACGUGAAACCCAGGACUCUCACUACAGACACCACGCCGUCGUUGAAGAUCACAGGUAUGCCCGGCAAACACAUCCCACCCGGUCCUCUGAACGUCGCCAACGAGAUCCUCGGCGCCGUGCCGCCGACAAACGGAUGGAUGAUCGAGCUAGGCUACUCGUCUCCCUCGUCCUCCAACGCCGACGAAUUCGCGUCCGGGUAUAGAGUGUACAUCACGGGCGAUACUUUAAUGGUCGACGAGCUGCGCGAGAUUCCCAAGCGCUACGAGGGGCUGGAUAUCGACCUCAUGCUGAUUCAUCUCGGGGGCACGACGAUCCCGGGGCCCAGUAUGCCGCUGCUCAUGGUAACGAUGGAUGCGAAGCAGGGCGUGGAGUUGAUGCAUUUGAUUGAUCCGGAUGUGACGAUUCCGAUUCAUUAUGAUGAUUAUGAUGUGUUCAUGAGUCCGCUGGAUGAUUUCAAGAAGAAGGUCGAGCAGGCGGGGUUGGGUGGGAAGGUGGUGUAUUUGGAUCGGAAGGAUCAGUACAAGUUUCUGGUUAAGCAGGAGGGGGAGAAGAAGGGGAUUAAGGAUCUGCCCACUGCAAGCUGAGAGUUGUUAGCGGGAGCACAAAUCUGGCUGUUUAGUUGGGCGUGCAGGUACAAAGAUUGUAUGCGUGAUACACCGAUUCGUGUUGUGCUUUGCGUGGUUCGUCAUGCCCGCCGUUACACCAUAACCAUUCAAAGUUGUGCUGCAGUCAACGCAAUGCCCGCACCCAGCAACUCACAAAGCCA